AUGAUGGCUCCUGAGUUAGAUAAGCAAUACUCAAACAUCCAGCUGGGAGAAGAAGUGGAGAUAUGUGACAUUAAGCUUGCGCUCAAGGCACUGCGAAAGAAGAUCCUUAGUUUGGAUUUUCAUAACUCCUUGCAUGUUCAUGAUCCACAAAACUCAUUUGAGUACUUAGAAGUGUUGUACAAAUUACGGCAGCUGUCUGAGAAGUUAGGUAAUUUGGACCCUGGUGGAGAAGUAAAAGAGCACAAGGAACUCACCGUAUAUGCUGAUGACCUUUUUGAAAUGGCGAUGGCAAGGCUCGAAGAGGAAUUUGUUUACCUUCUUACGUACUACAAACAGCCGUUAGAACAGGAGCUUCUCUCCUUCCGUUCUACAGAGGAUGGCAGCACGGAUGAAUUUUCAAGCAGCUCAUUCAGUGAGGAACAAAGUGAAGGCAAGUCAACACAAACCGGUAGCAGCGGAGGAUCUGAAUAUUUUGUGGCUGAUUUGAUCCAACCUGGUGCACUCUCUGCUGUCAAGUCCAUUGCCAACUUCAUGUUCCUGAGUGACUACAAUAACGAGUGUUGCCAGGCUUAUAUCAAUGCACGGCAGGGUGCAAUAGAUGAGUUCAUUGGGUCUCUUCACAUCGACAAGCACAGCAUAGAAGAACUUAUGAGCACUAAAUGGAACAAACUGAGCGCAUCGAUAAAGCGGUGGAAUCGGGCAAUGAAGGCUUUUGUCCGAGUCUACCUUGCGAGCGAGAGGCGCCUUAGCAGUCUUGUCUUUGGUGACCUUUCAGAAACAGCUGUAGACCUGUGCUUCUAUGAGAUUUCAUUUAGCUCGGUCAUGCAGCUUCUGACCUUUUAUGAGUCUGUAGCAAUUGGACCUCCUAAACCGGAAAAGCUUUUCCGGAUUCUUGAUAUGUAUGAGGUCCUGGAUGAUUUGCUCCCCGAAGCAGAGUUCUUGUUCCAAGCAGGGGGCAAUGAUAUGGUUUUAGCUGAGUAUCAUGAAGUCCUACUCCAGCUGGGAGAAUCAGCGAGGAAAACAUUUGCGGAAUUCAAGUAUGCCAUCCAAUCCUACACGUCAUCCAGUGCAGUGCCUACUGGUGCAGUGCAUCCCCUCACCAAGUAUGUCAUGAACUAUAUAAAGGCUGUCACUGUUUACAGCAAAACUCUUGAUUCACUGCUGAAGGAUGCGGAUCAACAGCCUAUACCAAACUCAUGCACUCAUUUCACGGCUACAGCAUUGCAUCUGCAGUCUGUUGCUGCAGUUUUAGAAGCAAAUCUUGAAGCCGGGUCUAGAUUGUACAGAGAUUGUCGAUUGCGGAACAUCUUUAUGAUGAACAAUAUCUGCUACAUGGUCCAGAAAGUGAAGAACUCGGAUCUCAAGAGCUUUCUUGGCGACGACUGGAUCCGGCUGCACAACCGGAUGUUUCAGCAUCAGGCGACCAACUACGAGAGGGCGUCGUGGAGUCAGGUGCUGUCUUACCUGAGUGAUGAUGGCUUAUGUGCCGCCGGAGGUGCCGCUUCUCGUAAAAUCAUCAGGGAGAAGUUCAAAAACUUCAACCUGUCCUUUGAAGAUGUUUAUCGAGUUCAGACUGCAUGGUCUGUCCCGGAUGACCAACUCCGCGAAGAUGUCAGGAUUUCCAUAUCACUGAAAGUUAUACAGGCUUACAGGACAUUUGUGGGAAGAUACUCUGCCUUCCUUGAUGGCACCAAGCAGAGAGAUCGCUACAUAAAGUACAGGCCUGAGGAUCUGGAGGAACUUUUGCUGGAUCUGUUUGAAGGAACUCAAAAGUCAUUGCAGCAUUCUGGCCGAGCUUGA
This is a messenger RNA of Triticum turgidum subsp. durum (durum wheat), 1800 nucleotides long. Lineage: Eukaryota; Viridiplantae; Streptophyta; Magnoliopsida; Poales; Poaceae. The record is from the annotation of a GenBank genome assembly.